CUUCCGGGCCCCAGUGAUGCCCUGCGGCGCGCCGGACGCUAGGUGGUCUGGCCAUGUUUCGCGCGCUGAGCGCCCUGGGCGCGCGGCCCAUGGGCCGGCCCCCAGCCCCGUUUCUGCUCCCCGCGCGCUGCCGCAAGACCCGCCACGACCCGCCGGCCAAGUCAAAGGUUGGGCGCGUGGCGACCCCACCCGCUGUGGAUCCUGCGGAAUUCUUCGUGCUGACGGAGCGUUACCGGCAGUACCGCCAGACGGUGCGCGCCCUCAGGCUGGAGUUCGUGUCCGAGGUGCGCAAGAAGGUGCACGAGGCCCGGACCGGUGUCUUGGCAGAGCGCAAGGCACUGGAGGACGCCGCUGAGCACCGCGAGCUGAUGGCCUGGAACCAGGCGGAGAACCAGCGGCUGCGCGAGCUGCGGAUGGCCAGGCUGCGGCAGGAGGCGCGGGAGCAGGAGCGGCGGCAGGCGGAGGAGGACGCCCGGCAGGCCCGAGAGGCGCAGGCUUGGGUGCAGCUCAAGGAGCGUGAAGUGCUGCAGCUGCAGGAGGAGGCAAAAAACUUCAUCACCCGAGAGAACCUGGAGGCGCGGGUGGAAGAAGCGUUGGACUCCCCCAAGAGCUACAAUUGGGCCAUCACCAGAGAGGGGCUGGUGGUCAGGCCACAGCACAAGGGCUCCUGAGGGCCCAGUAAGGACAGUGUCCACCCAGGGACCGUGGGGGUAGGGGGGUUGGGCCUGAUCUGGAAUAAAGCAGUUGUUUCUUAUGAAGGAGGAGGCUCUACCUAUUCCAAUGCAGCCUUCACUUUUGGGCCUCAGCACCCACCACUUGGUCAGAAACUCCACACACACAGUGCCCUGUUCUGCACCCAUGUACAACUCUUAGCAAAGCACCAGACCUUAGAAGUUUCCAUCUCACGGAGGAGCAUAGUCCCCUCGGCAGCCAGGUCAUCUCCUGAGUAUCCUCAGGGUCCAGUGGUUGGCAUAUUGCAGUCCUUGGGCCAAAUCUGGCCUAUUGCUUCUUUUUGUAAAUAAAGUGUAUUGGAACA
This is a messenger RNA of Aethalodelphis obliquidens (Pacific white-sided dolphin), 1036 nucleotides long. RefSeq names its product mitochondrial ribosomal protein S26 (gene MRPS26). NCBI's taxonomy places the organism in Eukaryota, Metazoa, Chordata, Mammalia, Artiodactyla, Delphinidae. The record is from RefSeq and is a predicted model, not a curated record. The coding region runs from base 54 to 671 and encodes 205 amino acids. The transcript is spliced from 4 exons. Gene Ontology annotation, cellular component: mitochondrial small ribosomal subunit.